Messenger RNA from Protopolystoma xenopodis, 669 nucleotides. NCBI's taxonomy places the organism in Eukaryota, Metazoa, Platyhelminthes, Monogenea, Polystomatidea, Polystomatidae. The record is from the annotation of a GenBank genome assembly.
ACGAAUUUUUGCGCAGCCCACUUCAAAACUUUCUCCGACUCCAGAAAUUAAUCCCGUUGUUUCCAGGGAUUUUAUUUUUCAGACUCCACUUGACGGAUCUACGCCUAUUAUUUCUCAUUCAAGUAGUAUCGGGCCGUCUCGGCUCCCAAAAAGCUCAAGUGAAACUCGGAACGUUCUUUCCUCCAAACCUGACCUUGAGAAAAAUCCUCCUGGGAAAUCAGCAACGCAGAAGUCUGUGGAACACCCUUCUCCAUGGCAACUUACGCCGCAAAGGGCCGCAGGUCACACGCCUACACGUCAGGAAGCCACAAAGACUCGUCAUUCUGUCAAUUUUGUUGACAUUGACGGUGCAUAUAGUGAUGAAGAUAGUUUUGAUCAAAUUCCAUUGACUUUUUCGCAAAAUCGCGUUAGUUCAUGGAUCCGCCAUGGCAUCCAAAAUAUAGGUCACUACAUUCCCCUUAGUCCAAAAGCCUCGGAAUUUAAAGCACCAUCCUCCCUUGCAUUUGGAUCCAAUUUGGCCCAGUGCGAUUCCCACUUUGAUCGGAAAGCGAGUCCAAGAAUCUCGCAGGCAAAUAGGUAUGAGGGCAGGAUUGAUGUUUCUGAUACAGACCAUUCGGACGCAGAUAACAGGCUUUCUUCCUUUCGCAGCCUAGUUCAGCGUUCAUUUGG